Messenger RNA from Tetrahymena thermophila SB210, 531 nucleotides. RefSeq names its product transmembrane protein, putative. The record is from RefSeq and is a predicted model, not a curated record. The transcript is spliced from 3 exons. NCBI's taxonomy places the organism in Eukaryota, Ciliophora, Oligohymenophorea, Hymenostomatida, Tetrahymenidae.
AUGAAUUUUAUUACUCUAAUCUAUCUAUCUAUACUAUUAUUAGUUCUAAAAUUGUAUCUCUAAAAAAGAUAUAGAUAAAAUAACAAAGGUUGGCAUGCAUAGGUUAUUAUUAAUAGCAAAAAAAAAAAUUUAUUCUUAAUUUAGAUUUAUAAUUCUAAUUAAAAAUUCUUUGAUUUGAUUGAUGACUUAAAAACAAAUAAUUAUGUUAGAAGUAUUCACAAUAUUAAAAAUAAUUAGAUAUUUUCGUUCUAACUAUGUGUAGUCUUUAUUAAAAAUUGCUAGACUAUAAAUCUUACAGAAUUUUAUCAUAGUGUAUAAUAUUCCACAUAGUUACAAGAGACCUAAAUUUCUUACUGCAGUAAGAUUCUGAUUUUCUUUCUCAGUUGCCUUAGAUUUAUCUCAAAAAUUUCUUUGCAUAAUUAUUGCGAGAUAAAACAAAAACCUUUUUUCUAUUAUUUAUUCUUUACCACUGGUUCUAAUAUUGAUUUUCAAUUAUUUAGAAUUAACAUAUAAAGGAAUAAAAUUUUAUGA